CUGUAUAUUUUACUAGUAAAUUUAAAAGUAAAUUGAAGAUGUCGGUUAACGAUGAAGCAUGGGCACAACUUGUGUCGACGACGGAAGUAGAUUCUUCUCCAAUUAUAAUCGCAAGCGAUGAAUUCACUAUCGGUAGAGCUCAAAUGUGUGAACUGUCAAUCAAUAAUAAUAAAAUGGUAUCGGGCAAACAUUGUAAAAUAAUAAAAGAUUCAAAAACAAUGAAAACAUGGUUACAAGAUACGAGUACUAAUGGAACUUUGAUCAAUAUGAAGACCAAGGUCAAUAAAGGACAGAAAGUUGAACUGAAACACGGUGACGAGAUCCACAUUGUAUUUCGUAAAGACGCAACUGACAACAAUGUGGCAUAUUUAUUUCAAGAUCUAGCCGAGUUGGAGAAAGAGAUGCUGGAAGAAACUCUAGAAUAUGACCAGUUAUCAGAUGAUGUAACUCAAGAAUACGAGAGCAUAGAAAUAGACAAUGUUACUUCAAAGAGGCCCAUCAUACAGAGUGAGUCAAGCAUAGAUGACUGUCACCAAGAAACCUAGACAUGAGCUGACGACAGUAAAC
This is a messenger RNA of Saccoglossus kowalevskii, 567 nucleotides long. RefSeq names its product E3 ubiquitin-protein ligase CHFR-like. Gene Ontology annotation, molecular function: protein binding; ubiquitin-protein transferase activity. Gene Ontology annotation, biological process: protein ubiquitination; ubiquitin-dependent protein catabolic process; mitotic cell cycle checkpoint signaling. The record is from RefSeq and is a predicted model, not a curated record. Gene Ontology annotation, cellular component: nucleus. NCBI's taxonomy places the organism in Eukaryota, Metazoa, Hemichordata, Enteropneusta, Harrimaniidae.